AUGACUUCCGCUGCGCCCAUCGGUUCCUUGGUGGUGAUUGAGAUGUCCGCGGAGGUCGGCGAGGAGACGGUGGGGUGGCUGAGGUCGAGGAUCGUGGCCGGCAAGCGGUCGAACGGGGCAGAGCUGGAGGCGCAGAUCGUGCCGAGGUCGGGCGGCCCGAAGGGGACGGUCCUGCUGGUGAGCGCCUCCGCGGAGAGGCUCCUCCGGGGGGCCGAGGAGCUGGGCCUGAUGAAGGAGGACAAGGAGGGCAACUUCAAGCCCUUCAAGCUGGCCGACAGGCGAGACUUCGCGCUGGACGAGACCUACCUGAUCAGUCUGGCCGAAGGCUUGUACAUCAUCAAGCGGGAGCUCGACGCCUUGAAGGCCGUCGACGAGGAGCACGUGCCCGGGGAGCCCGGGGUCAAACUCUACCCGGGGCAGCCCAUUUUGGCCCAGCUGCUGCUCAGCAAGAUGGCGGCUCAGGUCUUCCCGCUCCACGACCGGGAGGAGCUGGAGAGACUGUGGGAGAGCAAGCGCUACCUGAUCACGCAGCCCCUCGACCCGAUCAGGGACUACUUUGGCGAGUCCGUGGCCAUGUACUUUGGCUUCCUGGGCUACUUCACCUGGGGGGUGGCCUUCAAGACGUUGCUGGAGAUCUUCCUGUACGUCGCCAACCUCAAGGAGCGCGGGGGCAACGCCCUGAGCGCCGUCUACAACAUCGUCUGGGUCACGGCCUUCCCCAAGGGCUGGAAGAGACGCAGUUCGGCCAUGGCCUACAAGUGGGGCACGCUCCAGCACAAGGCUCCCGGUGGGCUGCCCGACGAGCUCCGCCCGGGCUUCGUGGGCAAGCUGGGCACCAACCCCGUCACGGGCAAGACGGAGCCCGUCUUCCUGGACCGCCAGCGCUACCUCCGGGUCCUGGGCGCCUCGCUGCCCUUCACCUGCUUCAGCCUGUACAUCACGCUGCUGCUCAUGCAGACGUUCCUGCACCUGGACGGGUUGGCCAAGGCCAAGCACGCGAAGGAGAAGAGCGGGCAGAGCGCGGUGCUGAGCUACACGCCGCUGCUGGGCUACUGCCUGGUGCUGGAGCUGCUCAACAAGAUGUACCUGGUCUUGGCUCAGGCCUUCACGGAGCUGGAGAACCAUCGGUCGGCCUCCAGCCACGACAACCACCUGCUGGCCAAGAUCCUCACCUUCUACUUCGUCAACAACUUCGGGAUGCACUACUUCCUGGCCUUCUACCGCCGCGACUUCGACCUCCUUUCCCAGACCAUUUCGGCUCAGCUCCUGGUCCACCAGGUCUUCGGGCAGCUGCUGGAAGGGGGUCUGCCCUACUGGAUGGUGGUCUUCAAGAGGAACAAGAUCGAGAGGAGCCUCCCGCCGUCCACCAAGGCCGGGCUGCACCUGAUCGAGACCGAGGGGGCCCUGAACCCCUCGAAGGACGCGCUGCUCAAGGAUUACCUGGAGCUGUUCCUGAUGUUCGGCUACGUCAACCUCUUCUCCAGCAUCGCUCCUCUCAGCGCCGCUCUGUGCUUCCUGCACAACCUCACGGGGAUCCAGGUGGACGGGGUGAGGUUCAAGAAGGUCCUCCAGCGGCCCUUCCCCGAGCCUUCCUCCGACAUCGGGAUGUGGCAGCUGGCCUUCGAGUACCUCUCGUCCCUCGCCAUCGUCACCAACUGCGCCCUGAUCAGCACCUCGCCCGAGUUCCGCUCCCUCUUCGACCUCCCCGACGUCCAGUACUUCCUGAUGACCGUGGCCAUGGAGCACGGGCUGCUGGGCGUCCAGCAGGUGGUCCACACGGCCGUGCCCCGGGUGCCCUCGGACAUCGCCGUGCGGCUGGAGAAGAUGGAGCGGGGCUGCCCGGGUGGGGGGCCGUGCCCGCCCCAGCGGAAACUCACCACCGAAGAGACGACCACCGAGUACUUGGACUGUCUGGAGGCCUGUCUGACCCGCGCCUUAAACCAAUUAAACAAAAACUAUCAACCGUGA
Callorhinchus milii (elephant shark) is the source of this 1968-nucleotide messenger RNA. Its product is annotated as anoctamin-10-like. The transcript has a single exon. Gene Ontology annotation, cellular component: plasma membrane. The record is from RefSeq and is a predicted model, not a curated record. Lineage: Eukaryota; Metazoa; Chordata; Chondrichthyes; Chimaeriformes; Callorhinchidae. Gene Ontology annotation, molecular function: chloride channel activity. Gene Ontology annotation, biological process: chloride transmembrane transport. The coding region runs from base 1 to 1968 and encodes 655 amino acids.